This is a messenger RNA of Gongylonema pulchrum, 810 nucleotides long. The record is from the annotation of a GenBank genome assembly. NCBI's taxonomy places the organism in Eukaryota, Metazoa, Nematoda, Chromadorea, Rhabditida, Gongylonematidae.
AUGCUUUUCAAAGAGCUUUUGCUGGUAGUUGUGAGUGGCGCCUUCUCAAUUGCUUAUCCAACAGAUGCAACAACUAAAGCUACCGGUACCGAUAAUUUAAUAGAGCUUUAUUUGCUAAUGUUUGAAACGGCUUUUGCUGUACUAGAUUCUUGCUGGGUGCAAGCUGAUGAAAUGCUUACCGGUACUUUUUCCGUUAUUGUUAUUCCGAAGGCAUUGCUGGAACGUAAGGAUGUGCAUGUCGACAUCAUUUUUCCGUCACUGGACCUGCUAAACACAAAACUGGUCGUAUGUGAACCAUGGCGUUUACGUUCACCAUUCAAGAAUCUACUUCUUCUUCUUUCAGAUCUGGUUUCGACUUAUGCAUGCAUAAACCUGAAAGUAACAAGCAGCUGUUUCAAAAUCUUUUUGGGUGGAAAAAAGAGAGCAGAGUUAUUGACUCUGAUUCGAGCUCUUUUGGCUGAAGGUCUUCGUGGAAAGCAGAAUACAAUCAAAGGUGUCAUUCUGAUCAGUAAACCUGCUCCAGACGAGCUGGGAAAAGAUAACGCUGUUCGACGUGCCAAGGAAAUUUGUCGCCUCAUCAAAUCAUUGCCUGAGGCUCAAAAACUGCCUAUAUAUGCGGCCGUAAGUACUGGCGAAUACGGCCGUUUUCCCAGAACUUCAGCGAAAUUGAAACGCAUUGGACCAUUCUUUAUUUUUACUGCCAUUGAAGAAUGUACGGAGGGAAAAAUGGUACGAACGAGUCGUGGAGUUUACAGUUUCCCGCAACGGAGCCUCCAGUUGUCAAUUCGUCUAAAGCUGGAACACCAGUAA